Porites lobata is the source of this 15434-nucleotide messenger RNA. The record is from the annotation of a GenBank genome assembly. NCBI's taxonomy places the organism in Eukaryota, Metazoa, Cnidaria, Anthozoa, Scleractinia, Poritidae.
CCAAGCUUCACGUGCGUUAUUGCUUAGGUCAAUUCUUGUUUGGGUGCCUUUUUUAAAUACAACUAAGCUUAAAUUUUACAAUUUAAAAUGCUCAUUUUAAGGAAUUGAUGAUGGACAGACAGUUGAAACGUAAAAAGAGGAAAUUGUUGAAACGAAAGCUGGGCCCCAUCGAUGCAGCAAUCGACAAAGGUAAGAGAGGCUAGAUGAUCCGCGCUGGUAUGCUCCGAAGUUUAAUACAGCUGUCCGUUGAAUCUGCCUUGAAUGCUAUCACAGUUCAUUUCAAUUUUGCAGGCCCGAAAGCAAAGAAACGAAAGGGUACAAGGAAAAGUCGAGAAACGUUAGAAGAAAUCGUUAACAAGGUCGAACAAGGUACACCAGAAUUCUUUUGCCACAAUAUUCUAUCUUAGCUUAUGUUUGGGUAAUAAUGUUCUGAACUGUUUUACUACUUAUCCAUUAUAAUCAAGCACCAGCUCUUCAAAACGUGUGCAGGUUUUCAGUGGUAAAUUAAUGGACUGAUCAUGAAUGAAUAUAAUUGGUUCGAAGCCGAUUAAUAAUUCUUUUUAUUAUUCCUUUGUCUAGAAAAUGGUGAUCAGGUUUCGACCAAUGAUGAGUCCCAGCCUGAACAAAAUGGUAAGUAGUCAUGAUUAAUCACAAAGUAAUAUGCUGCAAAAUUACCUGGUAUCAUCACAGGUAGCCCAAGCUCGAAAUAUGAGCAUCACAUUACGCUCAUAUUUUGAGCUUGGGCUACCCGUGGUAUAAUUUUUGAACAAACCCAUUAUCUUUAAUAAGGUAACCUGUUACAGUCAAACCCGGUUAAUAUAGACACUGAGGGGACCAUAGAAAGUGUCCGUAUGGAAGCCAGUGGUUUCGCCCCAUGGUGAGUUCGCCCUCAACUAGUUUGCCCCAUAACACUGAUCAAUUCAUAUUAGCACAUAGUGAAAUAGCCUCAUUUAGAGUUUACAUCACAAUCCAUCACCCAUUUCAAUUUUAACUACCGUACUCACCUUGUACCAAAAGAUUGUUUUGAUGUAAACCGUUAUCGGCUGAAGCUUUCCAUACUUGACAUAACCUUAGUUUUCCAACUUUUUGCAUGUGAAGUGUCGGUAGAGGUCAGUUGUUCGAAAUGGCUUUAAUUGAUCCAGUUUGACUCAAUUUCACUUCACUCUGUGAUUACAAACGCAACUUAAACAUUUUAAAGGAAAUGCUGUUUCCACGCAGUUUUUUUCAUCAAGGUCAUUGAUUUCGAGACAACAGUUACCGCCAACCAACAAUAAAAUUUCCUAACUUUGAUUAGAGAUUUCCUUCGAUAACCUAAGCCAAUUAACAGGUAUGCUUUAAAUAAAAUGUAAAUGUGUCAUUUGACUAGAGUUUGGAGUUAUACCAUUCCAUGGUGAACUUAGAAAGUAGGGGGCGAACUUGUAGGGGGCUAAUUCACUAGGGGAUGAACUAACUGAUAUCCGUCCGUAUUAACAAGGUGUCCUUAUUAAGCGGGUUGAGUUUUGAGAAUAUGUAGGGGCUUUCUUUCCCCAGGGAUAAAGCAAAAUGUCUGUAAUAAUGAGGUGUCUGUAUUAACCAGGUGUUCGUAACUUUAGCGGGGUUUGCCUUUAUUUUUAAAAUUUGUAUUGAAGUGCUGAUCAGUAGACAUUUCUUUUAAUAGUAAUUUUUACUCUUUUUUGGUACUGUCAAUUAUCAAUUUCCUUUUGAAAACAGGCCUCUUUUUCUGUGCCUUUUGUAAAAACUAUCUCAGAAGUAUAUUAGUUCAACACUGAGAUUUUAAGAUUAUAUCACAACUUCAGUUGCUAUGACAACUCAAACAGUAAACUGUACUCAGUGUUUCAGUAGACAUACAGUUUUGACUAGUAAUGCAUUUUUUUCUGAAUCUUUUAAAUGUAGGUACCAAAUCAACACAUAUAUCAGAUGGCAAUAGCUUAGAGCCUGCCACAAAAAAGAAAAGGACUUCAUAUGAGAGUGUGAGCUUACCUGAAGGUAGGUACAGUGUAGUGUUAAGUUACAUAUACAGUGUACACUUUCUACUCUUAGUAAAUAAUAAUUUUCGUGACUUAAAUAUAAAAUGCUGUUAGUAGAUAACCAGUGUCCGUAAAGUGGGAUUGAUGAUAUGAAAGUUGACCACUGCCCGCCUGACGUGGGACACAGAAAAGUGUCUGUUUUUGGUAUUAAGCGGGUUAAUUUUAUAGAAAAUCCAUGAGCCUUUCAUUGGGUCAAACGAGAUUGUUGGUUAUAUAUCGUGUUGGUAUAAAGCAAGUGUUCUUAAAGAGGGGUUUCACUGUACAUGCACAAAUUUAUACUUCUAUAGGUUACGGUAGUACAUAUAAAUUGCUUUCACAGGCAACCCAGUUGUCCAGAGCUUACUGCAGAUUGUCCUUUGUCUGAAUUUAUUUUUAAAAAAGACAAAUUAUUUGUUAAUUUUUUAAAUUAUGAAAAGUGUCAUACGAAGGUACAGCUAAAAAUGUUUCAUUUGAAUGGUUACUUCCACAGGAUGUUGUUCACAAACUCCAAAGGAAUUAUGUCAGAAGUACUUUUCUUGUCUAUAUGAAUGUAAACUGUGUCUAUGCAGGGUUCGAAAUUUACUUUUAUGUCCAGUUGCCCCUGGGGCAACCACAAGACUUGGUUUGGUUGCCCAUAGAAUAUUUUGGUUGUCCAAGCUCUUGCCCCAGUUCAAGCCAAGAAACUAAUACAGCUAGCUGUCUUAUGCGCCUCACUUAUUUCAUGUUUUUUUAUCCCAUCAAGACGGAAACUGUUGUUACCUUUUUCGCUCCCAAAGGCAUAUUUAUGUUGCAGGUAAUUUUUUUUCUUAGGUAAAUUUAAUUUAUCACUAGGUACAAUUUUUUAACCUGGGUAAUUUUGCACCAAAAUAUUUUUUUCAUUUGCUAUGGGGUAACUGACUCUUUUUUUAUUGAUAACAAAGAUAGAGAUAUUGGGUUUUGCCAAGAUAAGGAUAUAACAAUCUGAGAGAGCAAGAUUUUCACUGCAAUUAGCCUGACUCUGUCAGUUAGUCAAUCAGGGGAUUAGAUCUAGGGUAAGGGCUGGGAGUUAGGGUUAGGGAUAGGUUAGGGUUAGGGUUAGAUUAGGGUAAGGGUUAGGGUUAGGGAUAGGUUAGGGUUAGGGUUAGGGUUAGAUUAGGGUUAGGGAUAGGUUAGGGUUUGGGUUAGGUUUGGGUAAGGGUUAGGGUUCAGAUGUACUUGCAGAUUGAAGAGGAGAGAAAGGGGAGAUAGAUUUUGAAGAAAUAAUAAUGGAUGGUUUGCUUUUAUUAUUAAAACACAACAAGUAUAAAAAUAAACUUGAAAGCAGCUUUAUUGUCUAUUGUUCCAUGGCCAUUUUACAUGCUGCUGUAAACGUUAUUUCUUUAGUAGUUUCAAAAACAAUAUUUGGUCUCCAGCAUUUUGUCAAUCUUCAGGGGGAAAUGAGAGUUGUUAUUAAACCAAAUUUGGUUGCUAUUCUUGCAUAUGUGUUUUCCAUUUCAACUAUUUUCCCAAAUAGAACAUUGGGAUGAAGUGCAGUACUUUUAUCAACCUUAUCAAUUUUGACACAGACAUAAUCAUUGACUUCAAAUUUCUUUACACUCGGUCUUGCGGAUUUCAUUUUUUCAUUGUAUUUAUUUUGUUUUUCAUUUGUUUGGCUUUUCAUUUGCUUUCUGUUUUGAGAUGAACUUUCUUCAGCUUUUCUUUUUGAGGUAGGAUUGUUAAUGUCUGAGACUCUGGUAGGCUCCUCAACUUCUGUUUCAAUUGCGUUCUCCGCACAUUCAUUUUCAUCUUCACUUUCUUGUUGUCUAUCUGCUUCCAUAGAGGAACAUUGUUCUGGUGAUGGUGUUGUUGGCAUGCUUCUAUGGGGAAGAAUGCCAAAGACAAGUUCAUAUGGGCUUUUUGAAGUUGCCCUGUGUAUUGUGACAUUUCUCUUAUAGGCAGCCUCUCCAACAAAUCUGCACCAGGUGUUCAAGCUGACUUGUUUCUCCUUAAGGAUGUUUGCCAAGUUUUCCUUAACGGUUCUGUUGUUUCUUUCAACUAGUCCCUGUGUUUGCGGAGUUCUUGGAGCUCCAUGAACUAGGUCAAUUUUAUGUUUAUUGCAAAAGUCUAUCAUGUUCUUAUUCUUGAAUUCUCUUCCAUUAUCUGUGUGAAGCCUUUUAGGAAAGCCAACCUGCCAAAAGAGUUGUGUGACUGCUUCUAAUACUUCCUCACUGGUUUUAUGUGACAGAGGAAAAAGCCAGGAAAACUUGCUGUAAUGAUCAGUUGCAUGUAAAAGCCAGUUGUGGUUUUUUCCACAAGAACAAUUCAAAUUUCUAAAGUCUAUCAAAUCCAACUGUACGUGUGCCAGAAAAUUACUUGCCUGUAUUGGUUUCGUUAUUGGCCGCUUCAAAUGGUCUGUUACACUUUUUUGUUGUUGGUGUAGAUGGCACAGACCGACAAAUAGUGUUACAACAUGUUGAGAUAUUUCUGCAUAUGUCCUCUUUACAAAUUCUUCAGUUUUAUCUCUCCCGCGGUGUGCGGUCGAAGAAUGAGCUUGGGAUAAAAUGCCGUGAAGUUGGCUUCUAGGUACUACAAUUUUUCGGUCCUUCGACAAGAUGUUGUCAUUUUGAAUGGUCCACUGCUUUCGCUUAAUCGUCCCUACAUCUGUCUUUGUCAGUCCGAACUGCUCGUGAUUCUUGCUUUCAUUUUUGAGCCAGUUUUUAGCAUUCUCGUAAAAUUCAUCAUCUAUGAAGACAGUCAAUUUACUGUUACUUUUUUUGGAGCCUUUAAGGGAAUCUAACUUUUCGUAAAACGUGUCUUUAGCGACACAAAACGGUACACUAUCCAUCGCUUUCUUCGCUUUCAAUGAACAAGUCCCAUUUUUAUACAAGUGCGCAUGUGCACGUUUUGCAUAAAUUAAGUUUUGACCGAGGUGAGUCUGGGACCUAGGAAAGAAUAAAUAGAAGAAAUAGAAGAGGGCCUCCUAAAUUGAGCAGUGUGGUCUAGAGAAGAGAGUGAUGGACAGGAGAUCUGAACUGAUACGAAGGUCGUUGGUUCGAUACACGGCGGGUAAGUAAUACUUCUUUAUUCUCAAUGAAGUAAUGGUGUUAAUAUAAAUGCAACACAGUUAGUGUGAAACAGAAUUGUGAGGUAGUGAAAGAGCACAGGUUGAUAGAAGGGGAAAAGAGAGUAAGAGAGAACUGUGAAAGAAAUUUUGUCAAUUCUUUUUUCUAAUUUCUCUAUCUUUGAAGAACCCCCUAAAAAUACCAGGCCCCUAUUUUUCAUCCACACCCCAAAAAAUGAAGGCCCUUUUUCAGACAGUUGACUGACUGGCAAGAGUAAAAUUACCUGGUUAAAAAAAAAAUACCUAGUUCAAAAAUAUAUUUACCUAGUUAAAAAAAAAUUACCUAUUGAAAAUUUUUAACUACAACAUUUAUCUUUCGAAAACUGUCUGCAAUAACUGCAAAACAUAGCGUUUUCUUUCUCGUCAAAUUUCAGCCAGGGUCUUCUAGUCUUCCACGUCUCUUGAAAUGUACGACACCUUUUUCUUGAACUUUCUUGCGCCUUGCCUAAUUCUGCUGUAGAUUUUGCGACACCCGUCGCCGUAGCAUUGCUUUGAUCAUCAUCUUUCUUCGUGGCUUCCAAAUUGUUGUUAUCGCCAACGGCCUUCACUUUCUCACGGCCAAAGUAGCGGAAGAGGCUCAUGUUAACUAACAUGAUUACGGUAAUAAUAAGACGAAUGGUAAAUUGCCAUCGUCGAAACAAACAUGGCGGCAUCACGGAGCGAAUCUCACUAGUGCAUCAUGGACUAUGUUUACUGGUACCAACCGCUGAUUAAAGCACAACAGGCUCAUUCAAAUAAGAAUGUUGUGCAAAAACGAACUUCGGUUUCCAACGGUAGUGUACGUGAUACUUUAGUAUUUCUUCCGCGUUUUUUUUUUUCUUUCCACUAACUUAGUUUAGGUAUCGCUUACUCUCCAAAGACAACAAGCUGUUAUAUUUAUUCAAAUCUAUCAAGUCUUCAUUAUGGAUUAGUGCCACGACAGAUUGGGUUGCCCAAGGGGCAACCACUUAGCACAAUUUGGUUGCCCCAUCGUAAUUUUGGUUUUCCGGGACAACCGGACAACCGUUAAUUUCGAACCCUGCUAUGAGCAGUUACUCUGGGCAAAGCUUUGACAAUGUCUUACAUGCACAUGCGUCUGGUCCUUGCAUUUUUUUUUUUACCAGGUAGUGAGGAAAAUAAUAUUAUUGUUGAUGCUUAUAGAAAGAUUUGAUAUUAAUUUUUUGUCCAGAUGUGACCGUUCCAGAUAGUAAAGAGUUCAAGUCACUUGAAGGAUUUGUGAGUGAAAAGACACUGAAUGCAAUUUCUGACAUGGGCUUCACUACCAUGAUGGAAAUACAGCAUAAAAGCAUUGUACCACUGCUCAAAGGAAGGUACAUUGUUGUUCUGUAAAUUACUAUACUUUUAUAUACAGCUGACAUUUUACAAUGCCAGCACUGAUUUCCCCUUGAAAUGAAGUCUGAGCACAUGUGCAGAAAUUCCAUACUACCCAGAUCUGCAGGGCUGUCACUAAGAUUUCAACUUGCCGGGCAUAUGCAGUUAGUACACUGUAGGUGCAGAACUGAACUGCCUGGGAGUUCUUUUGGUCUCAUUUUUCCUUUGUUUCCUAGGAAAGUGGCUGCAGGAAAUCCCCAGCCCUCGGCUCUUAGUGACAACCCUGCAGAUCUGGGUACUGCUUCUGAAUGGAUGAAGUAAAUUUUCAACCAAUGAGAAGCACUACCCUGAUCUGGGUAGUGAUGGGUCAUCAAAAUGGACAUUUUAUGCUCAUUCCUCAGACAUCAUUUUGUGGGGAAACCAGUGGUGGCAUCUCAAAAUGUCGGCUGGUUUGUUAGGCUAGAAAAAAAUGGACUUAGGUAUAACUCUAAUCUAAAGAGGUGUGUGAAAUAAGACCCUGGGUGAUACCCGUUUUUUGUAGUCUUAUUUUGUGUGUAUAUCAAUCACCCACAUUUCCUCGACAAGAACAUUUCUAUAGAAAUUAUUGCAGUAGUUAUGAGCUGUUUGACAGUUUUAGAAUUUAAAGUCAAUUUUGUCUCGUACUUGUGGCAAAAUAAUAAUUAUGUUCUAAGCAGAAUUGGAUCCAUGGCUUGAGAUCUUUAAAUGAACAGCUGCUACUGAAGAUUGCAGUUUUGUACAUUAAUACAACGCAUGGAAGGUGUAUUUUGAAGAACAUUUAACAGCUGCUGAAUGCCAUAUGAUCCUGAAGUUUUGUGAUUAGGGAACAAGAGCUAAGAAACUGAGCAAGCUUUCUGUUAUGGGGAUUUUGUGAACAGUCAUGCACAAGCAGCACUCCCAGGCUAUUUCAGUAUUACUCAUUAAGUGUUGAUUUGCAGGGAUUUGCUUGGUGCUGCAAGAACUGGCAGCGGAAAGACUCUAGCAUUUCUCAUACCAGCUGUGGAGCUGCUGUACAAGCUAAGCUUUAAGCCCAGAAAUGGUAUGUCAAUUCAUGGAGUCUGCAUGUUUCCCUGGUAGUGAGUAGAGAACAGAAUAGAUUUUUUCCAACGAGUCAUCUCAAAGUCAAUUUAAGUUGAUAUAGAUCUGUGGUGCACCAAGAACACUGAGAUUUUACAGAAUCCAGGCAGACAUUGGAUGCAAGCAGUUGGGCCAUACAAUACAAACUGACAUCUGGUCUAUUUUUGCUUUAUUUAUUUCUUUGUUUUUUGCUUUUUUAAGGAGCUGUAUCAUGAAAUGUGUUAAAAUUCAAACAGUGAGAACUGCCCCCAAAUUGAGUGAAACAUAAAAAUAACCACACAAAACUUUAAAAGAAGGUAUAAAAUAACACAGAAAAACAAAAUUAAGCAUAGAUGGACAGGCUUGAUGAAGGUUAAAAUGGAUUGCAAUAAUAUUAUUGUGGUUUUUUAAAACUUGUUAGCCCAACAGUUUUUCAGAGUUCAUUUUUUUGUCUGUAAUGUUUGCUCUUAUGCAUGGGAGACAUACUUGGAUGACACAAAGCUGUGAUUUUGUUGUUUACAAGUAGUUUCUUCACGAAUGUUGAGGUCCAUAGGAGAAAGUGCUGCCUUUGCAAUGACAUCUGCAAAUGGUUAGACCUUCUAGUCUUCUCGGAUAAGGAUGAAAAACCGUACAUGUAGGUCCUGUCGUACAACACUUUCAGUUAUCUGGUUCUUGUGGAACAUGAUAGAACCCACACAACUAUUCCAAAAGAGUAGGGGACAUGCAUAGACGGUGGUUGUGUGGCUAACCUUUCCUAGGCUGGGUGGGUUACAUGUAUCUAUAAGGACUCACUUAAAUAAACUGGAGCCCCACUCUGUUGCGUGUUCCACACCAUAUUAUGUUGGAAGUGAUUAAAUAAUUAACGACGCCUAAUUGGCAAUAUCAAUGAAAAAAUAAACUAGACGGCCAUGACACAGCUCCUUUCACUAGUUACAUUGAUUUUUAUUAAUUUUUACGUACAGGUACCGGAGUCAUCAUAAUUUCGCCCACAAGAGAGCUCUCCCUUCAAACUUACGGCGUUGCACGAGACUUGGUUAAGUACCACAGCCACACAUUUGGGAUUGUAAUGGGCGGGGCCAACAGGAAGGGUGAAGCUGAACGUCUACAGAAAGGAGUUAAUUUACUUAUUGCAACCCCGGGAAGAUUACUGGAUCACCUACAGGUGCGUGUUAAAUAGGCCCUUUGUAGCUUGUUAAUCACGUAGUUCAAAACUGCCAUGCCUAAGAGCAAGGGACACGCUCUUGUCUCUAUAAUGAUAAAAUAUAUUACACGGGGAGUUCCCUAAGAAACUUACAAAAUUCAGAAUGACUCUUCAAGGGGGGCAAACAGAGCACAAAGAUAAAUCAUCCAUGUAUCAGUGCUCACAAAGCAAUCCUGAUAAACGGUCUGAAAGAUGGAAAUGGUGUGAUGACGGUGCAUUUUUCAUCUCAGAAAUGCUAGUCAAUACUUAACUCCAUGUUGCAAAUCAGAUUCGCCCUCCUUCACUAGCUUUUUCUUCUUCCAUGAGGUUUUGAUUGUCAAGAAAAAAUGAUGAAUCGAUUUGCCAACACUCGUUCUUCCUAAGCGUCUUUAGUACUGUUAUGAGGUGGUGAACAUUUGUAUCGUUUUUUGAAUGAGCUAAUGCAGUGUGAAAUAUAGUGUGAAAAAAACAGGCAGUUCUGUUUCUCUUUUACAGAAUACGCAAGGAUUUAUCUUCAAAAACCUCCAGUGCCUGAUAAUAGAUGAAGCAGACAGAAUUCUUGAGAUUGGAUUCGAAGAGGAAAUGAAACAAAUUGUCAGACUUCUGCCAGGUGAAUGUCCAAAAUGUUGUUAAAUAUGAAGAACUUGUGCCUGUGUUGUGUAUAUGAUAAUGCUAAUCCAGUUUGUCUUAUUCGUUGUUCGCCUUAAUACAGGUUCGUGCGUUCUGCACGAGUCUGUGAAACGCGGUUAUUGUAUUACUGGGCACUGUCUCCUAAUAUCGAACUUGGGCUGCCUGUGAGACGGGACCACUCUUGCUUGCGUCGAAGCGUAUUUUGUGGGUUAGCAAGUGCUCAGUACUUUGUACGAAUCAUGCUUCUACGUUUACGUUAGUCUAUUGAUUUUUUUUUCCAGUUCUAAAAAGUUGUCGUUAUAUUUCAGUCAGUCUAUUUGGUAAAUGUUCAGUGGUGAGAGCUUAAGAUGCCUGCAGUAGCGCAAACUAGUUUCUACAAGCUAAUCGCUAGAUCACUGUUUAUUUAGUUCGCAGGCAGACGGUGCUGUUCUCAGCCACGCAGACGCGCAAUGUUGAAGACCUUGCGCGCGUGUCACUCAAGAAAUCUCCCCUUUACGUGGGAGUUGAUGAUGAUCGAGAGACGUCUACAGUUGAAGGGCUUGAACAGGUAACGUGAAAAUGGACCUUUCUCAGCUUGUCAGCGCAUGCUACAACAACGCUGUGAGACUGGCCAGUUUUGGGCUCAUCGAUUUAGUUUUUGCAGGCUUUUAGUCAACAAGUGAGAUUACACUCAUGGACAAUAAAGUUUAAACAUAGACUACCUGGGUGUACACGUCCCCUAUUUCUCUGUAAUUCUUUUCUUUGCUCCUCUCUCCCAAAAAGUCAAAAGUUAACUAAAUUUUCAAAUUUCAUUUUGUACAAUGUUAAAAAACAAAUCGCUUUAUGUGAAAUAGCCUUCGAAAACAGCCUUUUCUCCUCGCUCUUCGCCGCCAGGCUACAUGUAUAUGUGAAAGUAUUGUCAAGUAGAGUUCGCUUUAAUUGGUAACACAAAGAAACUUUCAUCCACAGACUCAAAAGUUAGAAACGCCUGUAAUGACUCCAUUAUUCACUCUGAGAGUUAAAGGGUUAUUUGUAACCUUCCCAAAUUUGACAGAGGCUUACCAGCGCUUGCGAGAGUACAGUUGUCCGAACCUUUUGCUAUUGAUACGUUUUGGUUGUUGAUUUUGUUGGUUUGUUUUCGUUUGUUUUUGGACUAAAUGAACUGGUUCGAUGAUUCAUUGUGAGAGUUCCCCUUCUUAGGCCGCGUCCACACUUAUUGGCUUGUUGGGCUAAAAGGUAACAGUCUUGACUUUUACUGAGUAUGUCUCAAUUUUAACCAUAGGGGUAUAUAGUUGUUCCUUCAGAGAAGCGUUUUCUUGUGUUGUUCACGUUCCUGAAAAAGAACAGAAACAAGAAAGUGAUGGUGUUCUUUUCAUCCUGUAACUCUGUGAAGUACCAUUAUGAACUGCUUAACUACAUCGAUCUUCCAGUCGCACAUAUUCACGUAAGUAUAUUUGAAAUACUGGCGUUUUUGCCGUACAGUGUCAGUCUUUACAAUCGCCAAUCUCAGUUAUAAAUUCGUCUUUCAUGCUUCCAAAUGUUUCUUACCGAGGAAUCAGGGAAACUGAAAAACACUAUUUUGUAAUAAAAAUUACCGAUAAAAAGUCACGACGUUUCGACCUCUCCGAGGUCAUUUUCAAGUGCGAGUAAACAAUAUAAAAAUUAGCAUAAAUAUUUUACAAACGGUUAAAAAUAGUUCAAAAAAGGUAAGAAUGCCAUGAACAAUAAAAUGCGAUAAAAUAUGUCAUAAGUGAUAAAAUAUUUAUGAACUGGAAAAAAAAACAAAACAAAAAACAAAACAAUGAAGUAGUAAUAAGGCUAAUUAAAACCGAUCAAAACAAAUAACUUGAGCGGAUGGAAUCGCACUGUUUGUUUAGUAUUGGUUUCAGUUCUUUGAUAAAACGCAUUUCAAAAAUAAGGCAAUCAAGUGAAAAAGCUUUUCAAACGUCUACAUCACGAUGAUGGUAACAGUAUUGAGCGGUGUUUGUGUUUACAAACAAAACUGCAUCCAUAACAUAUAAAGUGCACGUCCCUUUUCUGUUCCAAAUUCGAAAUAAUGGUGGCUUCCCUAUUAGUUGUUUAGAGGUAUGUUGGGUUGAUAAAUCGCCGCUUUUGCCUAUUUUAGGACAUUUUCGUUUGUUUCUGUAGGGAAAGCAAAAACAACAGAAGCGUACCACGACAUUUUUUGAGUUCUGCAAUGCCAGUUCAGGGACUUUGCUGUGCACGGAUGUGGCCGCGCGUGGCCUGGAUAUACCGGAAGUAGAUUGGAUCGUCCAGUUUGACCCUCCCGACGAUCCCAAGGUAAGGGUCCUUCAAACGCUAUUAAGAGGGUCUUCUGUACGUUUUUCGUAAAGCGUGAUCGUGGCUAUUUUUUAAAUUCUUUUGCGACGUGAUUUUAGUUUCUAUUUAUUCGUAACUCGUGAUUGCUCCUCCCAAAGCAGUUUUGUAAUUAAUCGUGAUAUAACUGCAUGUCACAUUGAAUCAUGCCGUAAGGCGAACGAGCCGAUACCCUACUAUCGUGACACGCGAGUUAAGAUUUGACGCGAUUCGUGAACUAUAUUGGGUUGCGUGAAGUGAUUGUUUGUAAUUUCGCUCAAUUUUAAGCCGAUAUAGGCAAAGAGAUUAGCAGAAAAAUGAAGUCAAAGGCAAAAAAAUGAAGUCGUAGCAUGUAAACCUGCCUUACAGCAGAUCGUUAGAAGUGUUGCCCAUACCCUAACAUUUCAUUGAGAUUUCAGAGAAAGCGAAUUACCUUUGGAGUGUUAACAGGUUAGUCGAUAGGAAACCCUAAUCCCUGACACGUGAAUUACUUGAUUUUACUUGAAUGUGAAGGGUAUUCGUGCCGCGUGGAAAGUCUCAAAAUUUUCACUUGAAAGUAUUUUUCAACGGGGUGUAGGGGCAGCUUUAUUAAUCCGUUUGAUCUCCUAGUCUCAGUCAAAAUUGUUGGGACACUUUACUGUCUUCUUGCCCUCUCAAUGUUAGUCUGAAAGAUUUGGUGAGUUAACCACGAUAAACAACAUUGGGAGGACGGGUAGAGGGGCCAGAAGUAAAAAGCAGCCUUCGGUGGAAAUGCCCCAACUAUUUUUUAUGUAGUCUUUGAGACCGACGAAGAUACAAAACAUUCCCGUUUAAAAUCAUUUGUCAUGCCAUAUGCUUACUAUUACUGUAAGUUGCUGCAACGUUACAGUUUCAUUCCUGAACUUUCAACUCCGCACUUUUCAUGGCACAAUCUUCUUUGUGGCCUUAUGAGAGUCUCAUAGAGCCUCAUAAGGCCACAUACAAGGACGUUGCCUCCAGAGUCAGGCCUGAAACGAAACCCUGUCUGAGACCGUCAUGCCAUAUGCUUUCUCUCUUAUAGGAAUACAUUCACCGUGUUGGUCGGACAGCACGUGGGAAUGAAGGGCGCGGUCAUGCCUUACUUCUUCUAUUACCAGAGGAACUUGCAUUUUUGAGAUAUCUCAAGCAGGCUAAGGUCAGUAGAACAUAACAAAGCUAUGGCAAAAAAGGCCUGGUCUUGUAGGCUACUGAGAUCAUGUGCUACAGUUCUCUUAUGCAAGAAAGUGAACCCAUUUCUUACUUAAUCCCGCACUGACUUCAGAGACCGCUUAAUGCUUUUACUUAGGAGAAGUGAAUGUUUCUGAACUUGACAAGUGUCUAAGUUAAAAAACGUUUUCGUUUAAAAAACGAACAAACAAACAAAACAAAACAUUCUUUUCGAAACGAUGUUCCACAAAUUAAAGAAGGUGAGGAAGAAGUGAAAUAUAAGGUCAGAAAUCGCGACAGGACCAGCUCAUCUCCAAGCGGCCGUGCAAUGUUCUAUUAAUUUUAUAAACACAAAUAAAUAGCAAACCCUUUCAGUUUAAUUUUUUUUUUGCUGCGCAAGGCCGAUUUGUAGCCAUUGGAACGGUGAUCUUUUCACGCGCGAAGAUAUCGUCUUUUCACGUUCGAAGAUAUCAUGUUCUUUUCACUUGUAAAGAUAUCAUGUUUUCGCGCGUAUGUUCACCUGCUACUUCAUUAGUGUUUAGCAGUCAACUCUAUAGUAAGCGACAAAGGUGCACGACAAAGUGGUCGCUUACUGGAGGUGGUCGUCUAGGUAAAAAUCGACAAAAAGAAGCUCAAACUGAACUUAUUAACGUAAUUAUAUAAAGUUAAUUACUUUGCAAUCUAAAACUUAGCCAAAUAGACAACUGGCAAGUCGCAACAAUGUUUCACAUUGCCUAGCUCUUGAAACUGUUGAAGCUUUGAACAUAACAUUUAGCAUCAAUUUUACGACCACCUUUCAACGUACGGAUUGUAUCACAGCCAUCUUUUUUGUAAGUCAACUGGUAUAAAUCUGUCAGCCCGCCUUGUUGUGACAUUCGAGUAAUGGUUUUCUCUCAAUCAUGCGUGAUUAUGCCUGGUCUUCGCUUACGGGAAAUGGUCGCUAUGAUAGAUUUGACUGUAUAAUAAAUGCCUUCACCAUUUUUGCCAUUGAAACUGAACCAUAGAUUCUCAUUUCUUUUAGGUACCUCUCAACGAAUACGAUUUUUCAGCCUCAAAAAUAUACAACAUUCAGUCACAGGUAAGCUUGAUUUUUAGCGUUGCUUUAAUUUGAAAUUCAGUUUUGAGUUGAUAGUUUUUCCAAAUUAGGAGAGUGAAGAGCUCGGCGAUUUUAAAACCUGUUUCCAAUGCCCUGUCCACAGGCACCCGGAUAUUUUUGAAAACGGAGAUGUGCGUCCGCGCGUCAGCACGUUUUCAGGCACCAAAAAGCAGGUUUUCGAAACCGGUCUCCAGAGUCGAGUUUUUGAAAACGUCGGCUUACCGUUUUCGUUUCGACGGACGAAAACAGAGGUUUUCGAAUACGAUGAUUUCACACAUCAUAGAGACCAUGACCUGUAAGGGAUGCCAUCUAUUUCCACUGUUUUAGUGUUUACGUUUGAACGGGCGAAAGCGAUUCGAAUACGCUCCGUGCGGACGGAUAUUGCGUUUCGAAAACAGAGAAAAAAUUCUUCGUUUUCAAAAAUAUACGGAUACGUGUGGACAGGGCCUGAAAUUGCAAAAGAAAACAUUAAACCUAAAAAGGUCUUUUGCAUUUAAGUUUUCACCUUAAGGUAUUUUGUGUUUAAUUUGAUUUUCACGAGGCCUAAAACAGUUGUACUUUCUGUCGCAGUUGGAAAAGUUGAUUGAAAAGAACUAUUACCUGCACAAAUCAGCGCGGGAAGCUUACAGAUCGUACCUUCAGGCAUACGCUUCUCACCAACAUAAGAGCAUCUUCAACGUGAACGCGCUGGAUCUUCAACGAGUGUCUCCCGCAUUUGGUUUUACGGUUCCACCACGUGUUAAUCUUAGUAUCCUUUAAAGAGUAUUUGGUUUUCACCUUUCUCUCUUCCCGUAAUAGUUUGCAGAGGAGGUUUAUAUUAUAGAAUGUGAGACACGUAAUUAGGCCGAAGCGCUAAGUAUAGCUAAAUGUGCAUGCUAGUGUGCAAAUCGAACAAGCGUGCAACUGAAAACUGACUUUUUUAAGCCCCUUUAAAUUAAGUAAGCGACAAUUUCAGUGUGUAUUUUAGAGACUACUUAACAGGAUUAAUUUAGGUUUCUGGGAAACUGCCCAUCUACCCCUCCCCUAAGCCAACAUUAUCACCCACUUCUCACUUAGGGCAAAAUGUUGGCUUAGGGGAGGGGUAGGUGGGCAGUUUCCUAGAAACCUAAAUUGAUCCGGAAAAUAGUUACACUUAGCUCCUUAACCCACUGUAAUAGACGUUCACAGCAGCAAAGGCCAGCGAAUACAGAAACGGGGCGGAGGUGGAGGGUUUGGCGCCGGAUACAGAAGUGCUAAACUACAACAAAAAUCUAAGAUAUUUAACAAAAAGAAGAAAGCGGAUGCAAGACAGUUCAGCCGAUGAGGCAGGGGUGGAAGUGGAUAACCGAGUCGGAAAAGGAAAACACGAACGAAUGUUUUAGCACGAAGAGUGAUCUAUCGCUGAUUAAAAACUCCUUCUCUGUGCCUGCUGUUUGCGUAGAAAUUGAAGAGUUUUUUCAGCAGCUCGAGGCUUUCAAUUAACAAUUUGCUCAUGUGCUUAGUAUUCAUAGAAAUAAUUUUCGAGGCAUUACAUUCGUUCUCAUCUUGUCUCUAACCGAUAUUUGGUCAAGGUUCUAUCAAACUGUUACCCUUUCAACAUGAUGUCGAGACUCCUCUGAC